Lolium rigidum is the source of this 1356-nucleotide messenger RNA. Its product is annotated as homeobox-leucine zipper protein HOX21-like. The coding region runs from base 9 to 998 and encodes 329 amino acids. Gene Ontology annotation, molecular function: sequence-specific DNA binding; DNA-binding transcription factor activity, RNA polymerase II-specific. Gene Ontology annotation, biological process: positive regulation of DNA-templated transcription. The transcript is spliced from 3 exons. NCBI's taxonomy places the organism in Eukaryota, Viridiplantae, Streptophyta, Magnoliopsida, Poales, Poaceae. The record is from RefSeq and is a predicted model, not a curated record. Gene Ontology annotation, cellular component: nucleus.
AGAAGCCAAUGGCCAGCAAUGGCAUGGCGUCCUCCCCCUCCGCCUUCUUCCCUCAGAAUUUCCUUCUCCACAUGCAGCAAACACCGCCACACCAUGACCCCCAAGAGCACCACCAGCACCACCACCACCAUGAGCACCAGCUCCCUCCGCUCGGUCCUCCUCACCACAACCCCUUCCUCCCGUCCCCCCAAUGCCCCUCCCUGCAAGACUUCCGUGGAAUGGCGCCAAUGCUGGGGAAGCGGCCGGGGAUGUUCGACGGAGGCUGCGGCGACGAGGUGACGGGCGGCGGCGGAGGCGGGGGCGCGAACGAGGACGAGAUGUCGGACGACGGGUCGCAGCUGGGCGGGGAGAAGAAGCGGCGGCUGAACGUGGAGCAGGUGCGGACCCUGGAGAAGAACUUCGAGCUGGCGAACAAGCUUGAGCCGGAGCGCAAGAUCCAGCUUGCCCGCGCGCUGGGGCUGCAGCCCCGGCAGGUGGCGAUCUGGUUCCAGAACCGGCGCGCGAGGUGGAAGACAAAGCAGCUGGAGAAGGACUACGACGUGCUGAAGCGCCAGUUCGACGCCGUCAAGGCCGAGAACGACGCGCUGCUCUCCCACAACAAGAAGCUCCAGGCUGAGAUAAUGGGACUGAAGGGCUGCAGGGAGGCGGUGUCAGCCGAGCUGAUCAACCUGAACAAGGAGACGGAGGCGUCCUGCAGCAACCGCAGCGAGAACAGCUCCGAGAUCAACCUCGACAUCUCGCGCACGCCGCCGUCCGACGGCGGCCCCAUGGACGCGCCGCCGUCGCACCAGCAGCAGGCCGGCAAUGGUGGCGGUGGCAUGAUCCCCUUCUACCCCUCCGUCUCACGCGCUGGGGUCGACAUCGACCAGCUCCUGCACGCCUCCUCCGUCCCCAAGAUGGAGCACCACCCCGACACGGCCAGCUUCGGCAACCUGCUCUGCGGCGUCGACGAGCCGCCGCCCUUCUGGCCGUGGGCGGAUCACCAGCACUUCAACUGAUCGUUCCAUCGAUCGGCAUGCACGACAUAUAUGAUCUUGUUGCAGUUAAUGAUCCAUGUAUGGCUGCUGCUUGCAUGAUCAACAACGAGCAUGCGCAAAGAUUGGAGGCACUUGGAUUUCUUGAUGAGGACGACGGAGACGGGUGUACAUGUGUGAUGAGCUGGUGAUGCGAUUUGAGUCAUGGAUCGCGUUGAUGAUGAAUAGUGGCCGGUGGGGGUGUAGCGGAAUAAGUCCGUGGUGUGUGUGUGUGUGGAGCGUGUGCGUAGGUAGAUUUUGGAGUUGUGUAGUGGUAUCUUUGGUAUUUUUGUUUUCCUCUUUUUUUUUGUCCCUUUUGUUACCAUACAUAAAUUUGUGAAUU